CAAGCACAGAAAUAAAUGAAUGCCCGCUUUCUACGUCAGUCAGUGAAGGCAGUCACUGACGUAGAUUUUAAAAUACGUAUCUUAGUAAAUUCACUCAAUACAAUAAGGUUGCUUGGCCGCGUCCAGUAACUAGGAUAAAGGUUGUCAGGCGUUGAAAGUGAAACUACAUUUAAAAUUGUUUUGACGACUUGUAACUUCUUUCGAGGAGUUUCCAGCUUUGAAAACACUUCAACACAUUCCAGCUGUGAAGAAUCUACACAAAACUUAGACUAAACUUCUUCUGUCGUCUAAUUUGUAGAAUUUAUUUCACUGACAGAAACUAAGAAGGAUAAAAAAGAAAGAGAAAGAAACGUUUGAACUGUUUCCCGUUUCAUUUCCUUAUUUCCUCGCUGUUAACCUGAUUCCAUCAAAGUCUUUCUUCGCACUUGUCCGCUUUAUAAAUUCUUUCCUGACACAACUUAAGCGACGAGAUGGAAACAGACUGCCUUCGACAAAUGGUCAACUUGACAUUCAACUCUGAUGAAAAAAUAAAAUUUUACAGGAUAAAAGUUGAAGAAUUUCCAAACAUGCUGGAAGAAUGUUUUAACCUUAAAGUGAAUGCACUUAAGGCCAAGUUGCAAAAAGUUGAAAAUGCCUUAAGAAAUGAGAUUUUGCUUGAUUUACAAGAAGAAAUUUGCAACCAACAUGCUAAAGUCUUCCUCCUUUGGACUUUACAUGAGCAAAUAUUGGCCAAGGAAAUCUCCAUUGAAAUACUGGGAAAAGAUCCGGAUAACUUGUUGGCAUUAACAAACCAAGCGUUAAUGUUCGUGCAUUAUGAAAAUUUCCCUGAAGUCGAUAGAGUGCUGGACAAACUGAACACUUUAAAAAGCAGCCCCAAUUUCCCUUCAUUGGAAGCGAGAGGUAAAGCUGAAAUUGCCUGUUGCAUUUCUAGAAUAUCUUUUCACCAUUAUCAACGUGCCAUUGAACUUUUCAAAGAAGCUCUUCAGGUUUGCCCAAACAAUUACUUUUGGCUUUUUCGCCUGGCUCUGCUAAUUUAUCGUAGGAUGAGGAUAUUAUAUGAUAAAGAAAAGAUAGAAAAAUCUUCAAAGGAAGCUACUGAAAUUCUUCAAAGAAUUACUUCUAAUUAUCCUUGUUAUGUUAAUGAUCAUCUAAUGGCUAAAACUUUGGCUUGCUAGGCUCUCUUGAGAAUCAUCCAUUUCUUCAUAUACGUACUCCAAGAACAAUUGAAUAUUUCCAGAGGGCUUGUAGUAUGUUUCCCCAAGACCGAUUUGUAAUGGAAAAAAGUGCUACUUUCUAUUUAUCGAUAGGUAAGUAUGAAGAUGCACAGAAAUUGCUAGAGGAAGCUAUUAAAAGAAAUGAGACCUCACUUUCACAUCAUCGUCUUGGUACUAUUUAUAAAAAUCAAAUUCCUGAAUACAAAGAUUUGUGCGUUAAAGAAUUACCCUUCUCCAAUUGUGAAACAGAAGAACUAAAAGAAUUAAAAGUAGAAAAACGAAUAUUAAAAUGUCCUGAGAGAAUACCUGAUAUUGAAAGAAAUGAAAAUGUGGAUAAGGCUGAAUACCAUCUUAAAAAAGCUUACAGUCUGGAUCCUCGGAAUAUACCUGUCAUGUAUGACCUAGCCUUGUUAUACAGAAGUGUGCGCGAAUAUGAAAAUGCGAUGAAAUGUUUUGAAGAUAUUGACUUUUCAGUUUUGAACAUUUGGGACACCAAAAUCAAAUACUUCAUUCAAUAUGGAAAAUUUUGUUUUUUUCUGGCUGACAAAAAAGAAAGUGAAGAAGAGAAACAAGAUUUAAUAGAUGUUGGUACGGAUAUGUUUGUCUGUGCCAUCAAUCAUUUAUCUGAGAUUCUGGUGCUCAAUAAAAGACAGAAAAAAAUUUGGGAAAUCAAAAAGAUAAUGGAAAGAAUUUAUAACUUUGCUGACACCGAAUACAAAAGUAAUCUAAUGAAAUUAAUUCAGUCUAUAAAAGAAUUGCCUGAUGAGGGGGGAAUUUUCCCAAAACUUCUCAAAGAAUGCGGUGGAAAUGAACUUUCACAAAAAUUACGAUUGUUAUGCCGACAGGAGGAAUUUCAACAAGCUUUUCUCCAUUUAGAGUUUUCUGGUUGUCAACAAAGUGAAAUUGAUGUCGACCUGAGGAAAACAAUUUAUCUUCAAUAUGCUAAAGAGUUCUAUGGAAAGAGACAGAAGGUAGCUACGAUAAUUUUCAAAAAAUAUUACAAACUUUGCUUUGGCCAUUCCCAAGAAUCUGAACACAAAGCAGGUAGUGUUGGCUCAUCAAAGAUUCCUUUCUUUCAAUAUGAUGUCUACAUUUUAACAUCCAAAAGUGAUAAUGGUGAUGCUAAACAUCUAGCAGAGAGUUUGGGGACAUAUUUUGGAUUGCAAACUAGCUACGGAGACUCUGAUUUCACUCUAGGAAUAGGAAAAAUGGUAAAUGUUAAUAAAGUAAUGGAAGACAGCUGCCAUAUUGGAAUCUUUUAUUCCAAGGAUAUUUUAUCUGAAACGAAAUAUGCCGUGGAAAUUAUGAAAAACCGAAAACUGAAAACUGGAAAGAUUUUUCUGAUAAACAGCAAUAACAGUUCUGAGAUAGCCAAACAUUUACAAAGUUUUCCUAAUGUCGACUACAAGAACAAGAACAACAUAGAACUGUUAAGACUCUUUGAAUUGCUUUGUUCUUCAGAGAAAGAUAGAUAGAUGGAUGGAUGGAAUGGAGGACGGACGGACGGACGGACGGAUUGACGAACAGAUGGAUGGAUAGGUGGAUGCAUGCAUACAUAAAUACAUAUAUACUCUUUUCCCUUGUGUUUUCUCUUGUACUCCAUCACUACUAACUUUAUUAUCUUCUUCCCAGCUACUCACACCCUGAUAUGAGGCAGCCAUGUAUCUCUUCUAUAGCAAAACACUUAUAAUUGUCCUCCAGUCAUAGUUUAACCUCACCACACCUGGUCUAAAGACACUUCCCCCAUCUCAAAUACUUACCAUUAGUUAAGGGUUCUUUUACCUUUCCUUUUUCUGUCUUGCACGUUAUUUGGUAAUGGAACGAGCUGCCAGGACAUUCAAUAAAGGGAUUGGCAUUUGGAGCAGCACCGACCCGUAGAAAUUAUGGCAAAGCUGACAUUGGAGCGUGAUGCCGACCUGUGGCUUGCAGGAACUGGUCAAACCAUCCAACCCAUGCCAGCAUGGAAAACAGAUGUUAAAUGAUGGUGGUGGUUAUGAUGAUGAUGAUGAUGAUUACACAUGCACACACACACACAUUGACUGGAUCUUAAGAUGAUUUUAUCUCAUAUGAUGCAAGCUAAAUCUGAAUCUAAACAACUUCAGCCAUUAUGUUACUCCAAGUAUCAGUGUACCACAUCACCUGAUUUCCUCAUUUUAUAUGUUUUAAUGUUACUCAUCGUAUAAGGAAAGCUCUCAAGUGUGCCUGGCUUGCAAAUCUGCCAUCAAAUCAGUCUGCCUAUGGGCUUUGUUCAUCUUUCAUCUCUUGGAUCAUAUGGCCAUGGCAUAUGUGGAUCUCGUUCUUUCUGUCCCUCUUUCUACUGACUCUGGCAUGCCCCAUGGUUCAGUUUUCUCCCCCACUUUCUUCCCUUUCUACAUCUAUGACUUAUAUUGCCACAACAUUCCACGACCCCUACUCUUACACAGAUGACACAACCCUUCAAUACCUCCGUAACAUUCCCCAACCAUCCACUCCCACCCCAGACACCACACACCAAACCCACACUGAUGCCAGAAACAGAAACCUCAAAAGCAUCUUCCAGUGGGGCCAGGCCAUUCUUCUCUCUUUUGACAGCAAAUAAAAACAGGCAGCAUUCCUAUCAAGAAAACAUCAUUGCACCACAUCCCCUAAACCAUGAGGAGCACUCAACUAGAGCCCUCACAAUUGCUACAAAUGUUGGGUCACACUUUCAUUGAGGAUCUCUUCUAGGGUCAACAUAUGAUUAACAUUGCUAGGACUACCUCCCAACAGUUGGUUUUUGUCUUUACUGCUACACAAUAAUUUAAUCCUCUACAGAAUUGAGAUGAGGCCCACAGCUGGGGCCCUACUACUUCUGCUACUGCUGUAUAGAAAUCAUUGAGCACAUCCAGAAAAGGACCAUUUAUUGAUUGGCAAAAAAUCAUUCACAGACUCACUACAGAUCCUGCCCACACAGACAUAUGUAUUGUGUCUUCCCUUUGUCAUUUUUACCAAUUCUGUAAUGAUCUCUGCUAUGCAGAUCUAGCUGAUCUCAUGCAUUUUUGUGCCUCUUGUCUUUCCAUUCCUUCAAUUCCUCCCUAACAUUCCCCAACAAUACAGCAUCCACUCACAACCCCUCCCCCACUUCUCCACUGACCAGCAUCCCCAUUGCUGUAUACACCCUACCCUUACCAGGCUCCACACUUAGUCAUUCGCCCCUAGAAUAUCUGCCCUUUCGAAUCACAUCCCUGCUCAUUUCUUUCCUACAAGUUCCACAAACAACCUCAAUCUCAUCAGCCUAGGGAGCCCAGCAAAUACCUUUGGCUCUGCCUCUUCCUCUAGACAAUCCUGAUCACCCAAAUAUUUACAGGUUUCUACAAAGCCAAUCUCCAGUUUACUGUGGGUUUGACAAAAAAAGUGACCAAGGGGUGUCUGAAACUCAACACCCGUGGACAUAUUUACAAAGUCAGAAAGCAGCACAGCUCCCAUGACUUUCAGAAACAUUUUUUCACGUUAAGAGUUGCUGAACAAACUGCC
This is a messenger RNA of Octopus sinensis (East Asian common octopus), 4706 nucleotides long. RefSeq lists its product as uncharacterized. Gene Ontology annotation, molecular function: protein binding. Lineage: Eukaryota; Metazoa; Mollusca; Cephalopoda; Octopoda; Octopodidae. The transcript is spliced from 2 exons. The record is from RefSeq and is a predicted model, not a curated record. The coding region runs from base 1250 to 2689 and encodes 479 amino acids.